This is a messenger RNA of Actinia tenebrosa (Australian red waratah sea anemone), 1951 nucleotides long. Its product is annotated as peptidylprolyl isomerase domain and WD repeat-containing protein 1. NCBI's taxonomy places the organism in Eukaryota, Metazoa, Cnidaria, Anthozoa, Actiniaria, Actiniidae. Gene Ontology annotation, biological process: protein peptidyl-prolyl isomerization. The record is from RefSeq and is a predicted model, not a curated record. Gene Ontology annotation, molecular function: peptidyl-prolyl cis-trans isomerase activity; protein binding.
UUGAGGGAUUAAAUAAUUCAAAAUGGCGGACGAAGUGAGUCGUAAACGUGUUGCAGAUAAAGAAGAGGAAGAUGAUGAUCUUAUUGGCCCUAUGCCGGCUCAGGAGCCUAAACCAAAGAAAAAGAAAGUUCUGGAAUUUGAACACGUUUACCUAAAAAAUCUCCCAAGUGCUGAGGCAUAUGAGAAAAGCUACAUGCACAGAGAUGUUAUCACCCACAUAGUAACCACCAGUACUGACUUCGUAAUAACUGCAAGCUGUGAUGGUCAUAUCAAGUUUUGGAAGAAACAAGAGGAAGGCAUUGAGUUCGUUAAGCAUUUUAAAACCCAUCUUGGUGUUAUACACUGUAUUUCUGUGAGUCUUGAUGGACAGUUAUUAUGCUCUACUGCUGAUGACAAAUCAAUGAAAGUGUUUGAUGUGGUUAAUUUUGAUAUGAUAAACAUGUUAAAGUUGAGCUACAUUCCAGGGAAGUGUGAAUGGGUUUUCCCAAGAGGAGCUGCUAUUGCAGCUAUAGCAUGUGCAGAGGAACAGAGUGGUGUUAUACAUAUCUAUGAUGGACGAGGUACRAGUGAACCACUACAAACACUCAAGCUUCAUUCAACAAGUGUAUCUGUGAUCAGGUAUAAUCCAGUAUUUGACAUAGCUAUAUCAGCAGAUAAAGCAGGCAUUCUGGAGUACUGGACUGGUCUCAAGAAAGACUGUAAAUUUCCUGACAAUUUGAAUUUUAAGUUCAAAACAGACACAGACCUUUUUGAGUUUGUAAUGUGUAAAACAUAUCCAGUGUCUUUGUCCUUCUCGCCAAAUGGUAAACUGUUUGCCACCACAGCUUCUGAUAGAAAGAUAAGAGUAUUCAGGUUUUUGACUGGCAAGAAAAGCCUGGUCUUUGAUGAGUCAUUAAAAGUAUUUACAGAAAUGCAACAGCAAAAGCAACAAUUACCUGACAUGGAGUUUGGAAGAAGAGUUGCCAUUGAAAGAGACCUUGAAAAAUCUGAUGCAUUAAAAUACUCCAAUGUUGUAUUUGAUGAGAGUGGUUAUUUUUUACUCUACGGUACGAUGCUUGGCAUAAAAGUUGUKAAUCUUCAUACCAACAGAUGUGUCAGGGUGAUAGGAAAGCUAGAGAAUGUUCGUGUUUUACAGCUAGCACUUUAUCAAGGUCGACCUUCAAAAAAAGCUGGUUUAACUUUGGAGAUCCAGGCCGCUGAUAAUCCUUCAUUGUCCAAAGAAGCAACAGACCCUACUUUAUUCUGUACUGGCUUCAAAAARAACAGAUUUUAUAUUUUCUCUUCCAGGGGACCAGAAUUAAGUGAAGAGAAUGAUCGUGAUGUAUUUAAUGAAAAACCAUCAAGAGAAGAAAUCAUGGCCACAACUCAGGGAUCAGGAGCGCCUGCUAAACUACCCACCCAAGCUACUAUACAUACUACCAUGGGAGAUAUGRCCAUACAGUUAUUCGCCAAAGAGUGCCCGAAAACAGUUGARAACUUUACAACACACUGCAAGAAUGGUUACUAUAACAACCACAUAUUCCACCGCGUUAUAAAACAGUUUAUGAUCCAGACAGGCGACCCUCAAGGCGAUGGCACAGGAGGAGAGUCCAUAUGGGGAAGAGAAUUUGAAGAUGAAUUUCAUCGUAAUCUAAGACAUGAUAGACCCUACACAGUCAGCAUGGCUAACGCAGGCCCCAAUACUAACGGCUCACAGUUCUUUAUUACUGUGGUGCCUACGCCGUGGUUGGACAAUAAACACACUGUGUUUGGCCGUGUUAUUAAAGGAAUGGACACAGCACAACAGAUAGGCAUGGUCAAGACCCAUCCGAAAACCGAUAAACCAUACGAAGAUAUCAAGAUUAUCAAUGUUACUUUAAAAGACUAACAUCGACAAACGAGAUACCAUUUCCAGGAACUGCUCUUAAUCACACUGUUUGCCAUGGAAAUAUAUAAAGAAUUUUAAAUACCA